Messenger RNA from Salvelinus fontinalis (brook trout), 5721 nucleotides. RefSeq names its product voltage-dependent L-type calcium channel subunit beta-2-like. The record is from RefSeq and is a predicted model, not a curated record. Gene Ontology annotation, biological process: neuromuscular junction development; regulation of voltage-gated calcium channel activity; calcium ion transmembrane transport. NCBI's taxonomy places the organism in Eukaryota, Metazoa, Chordata, Actinopteri, Salmoniformes, Salmonidae. The transcript has 13 exons. The coding region runs from base 2029 to 4137 and encodes 702 amino acids. Gene Ontology annotation, cellular component: voltage-gated calcium channel complex. Gene Ontology annotation, molecular function: protein binding; high voltage-gated calcium channel activity.
ACACAGAAAAUGGUAUCCACGAGUAGAUAAAGGGCUUCAAUGCCAAAAUCCUGAAGUAUCCCUUUUAAGCCUGUAUUAGCGGGAUCAAACGGAGAGCCACAUUGUGCUAUAAGGACGACAGCCAUUGAAAUGACUCAAACUUUCCCCGGCAGAGGGAAAAAACACGGAGGUUGCUGUAGAGUGUUGGAAGAAAUGCUGCUGCUUUCCCAAAGCAGCUUAUGAUGUAAACAGCACAGCACUCCCCGGGAGAGGGAAAGUACUCAUAAAUACCAGCCUUUGAGACACCGAAAAGGAGAGAAUUCCAAUCAGUAAGAGUGAGAUAGAGAGAGAGUAAGAAAGAGACAGAGAGUGCGAACAAAAAGGAGAGCGGGAGAGACAGACAGAGAAAGUGAGAAAUAAUGAAAUAAAGUUGGUUUGUCGGGAGGGAGAAAGGGAGAGAGCGUGAGGGUAAAGCUAAUGUUCUAAGCCAGUAGUGCCGGUGGCCAAUUGAAAUUCAGACUGUGUAUCAUCCAUCCCUGUGUACUCAGACAACAGCACCUGCUCUUCAAUGCAGCGAGGAGACAAUGGUAGAGAUAGGACAGCCAGGCUCUCUCACUCCUCUAUCCUUCUGUUAUACCCCUCUCCUCUCAACCCUUCACCGACUACGACAGGACACUACGAGAGGAGGUGACUGAGAGACAUUACACACCCUUGCAAGGAGAGAGAGCGGUGGGAAGGGAUGGUAGGUUGAGCGAAGGGGCGGAGAGAUGGAAGGCUUGAUUGCAGCAGAGACACAGCAGUGAGUACAUUAAGCUCUGGACUCAAUCAUCUGUUAGGCUGAGUGCACUGGGCAGGGCAAGGGAAAGAGCAGGAGACAAGGGGCGGGGUGAGGAGGAGAAGAGGAGAGGAGAGGGGGAAAGAGAAGCGAUGAAGCCAGUGGUUCCACUCAGCGCUCAGGCAUGACUGAGCCAGGGACCACAGGGAAAGAGAGAGAGAGAGAGUCCUGCUACUGCUGCUGCUCUCUGCACCAGACACAGACACAACCAGACACAGCCACUGUUCUCACCAGCUAGCCCAGCAGCCAGAUCUCUGUCUGAGCCUCUGCCCUACCUCGCCUGACCACCGCCCUACAGUUCUCUCUUUGCCAGCAACACACUUUCUACAGAAGACUUAGAAAGAAAAGGAAGAUUAGAGAGAAAGAGUCCUGUUGAUUCUUUCCUGUCCGUCCAUCUGACUUAACCCAAGGUGGAGGCAGAGAGAGAAAGAAGAGGCGUGGCGUAAGCGGCGAGGGCAACACCCCCCCCCCCCCUACUGGAAGGACAGUGGUCAAUAAAGGACGCUGGUAGCUCCGCCUCCACUUCUGAGUCAGGAGCCCUCUGCACCGUGUGCCCCCCAGGAGCCUCUACAGGACAAGACGGUACACACACACACAUGAGGAGCUGAACCAGAACCAAGGGAGCCAGCCAGACAGCCAGUCAGCCAGACAGCCGGUCAACCAGGCAGACAGCCACCGUACAGAGCUGAACAGCAGCAGUACUGCAGAGGAUUUGGUUGAAAGCUAAAUAGAGGAGCAGCCCCGCGGUGCUGAAGAGGAUAAGGAUUUGGGUUGGGGUAACAGGCAGUGCUGUAACAGACCUGCGCCUCACUCAGAGGCACUCUACUCUCUUGGCCUCUGCUGCGCUGUGGGACAUGGGGGCGGGCUGGAGGGCUGAGGCGACACUGGAGUCAAAUUCGCUGUGGAAACUGCCCUGCCGAGAGUUAGAUUAGAUAGUGCUUGGGUCUGACUGUGAGGAUCUGAUUGCACGUGUGGAGGGGGAGGAGGGGGGGGGGGGGUCGGCGUGGAUACGGCAGUCUCCUCCGCUCUCUCCUUCUACUCCGUCUCCUGCCUUCGUUCCCUCUCUCCCUUCCAUCCUCCUCUGCCCCUCCUCUCCUGCUCCCCCCUGCGGGCCGCGUGUUUAGCCAUGGACCGAGGCUGAGUGGAUGCUGCUGCCUGACAGGGUGUCUGUGAGGCGGCUGCCGUCUGUUCCUGAACCCCCCUGAUCCCCCUUCAUGCCGUGCUGUGGGCUGGGCCAUCGCCGGAGAGCACAGCUUCCAUACGGUUCGGCGGACUCCUACACCAGCCGUCCAUCAGACUCCGAUGUGUCCUUGGAGGAGGAUAAGGAGGCCGUGCGACGAGAGGCAGAGCGGCAGGCUCAGGCACAGCUGGAGAAGGCCAAGACUAAACCGGUUGCAUUUGCUGUCCGCACAAAUGUCAACUACUGCGCCACCAACGAUGACGACGUCCCCGUGCCGGGCAUGGCCAUCUCCUUUGAGGCUAAAGACUUCCUCCACGUCAAAGAGAAAUUUAAUAACGACUGGUGGAUAGGGCGCCUGGUGAAGGAAGGCUGUGAAAUCGGUUUCAUCCCCAGUCCUGUGAAGAUCGAGAACACUCGGGUACAACACGAGCACAGAGCCAAACAGGGCAAGUUCCAUUCCGGUAAAUCGGGAGCAAACUCCUCUACCAGUUUAGGUGAAGUGGUUCCUAACUCGCGGAAAUCCACCCCCCCUUCCUCUGCCGUUGACAUAGAUGCCACAGGCUUAGACCCCGAGGACAAUGAGCUUCCAGUCCACCUCCGCUCCCCUAAAGCCAGUCAGCCAAACACUGUCAUGUCACCCACCCUAGCCAAAGAGAAACGAAUGCCCUUCUUUAAGAAGACGGAACACAUCCCUCCAUACGACGUUGUGCCUUCCAUGCGACCUGUGGUCCUGGUUGGACCGUCACUGAAGGGCUAUGAGGUGACAGAUAUGAUGCAAAAAGCACUGUUUGACUUUUUGAAACACCGAUUUGAAGGGAGAAUAUCAAUCACUCGUGUCACGGCAGACAUCUCUCUUGCCAAACGCUCCGUCCUCAACAACCCUAGUAAACACGCCAUCAUCGAGCGCUCCAACACACGCUCCAACCUUGCAGAAGUGCAAAGUGAGAUAGAGCGUAUCUUUGAGCUGGCCCGGACCUUGCAGCUGGUGGUUCUGGACGCAGACACCAUCAACCACCCGGCCCAACUGGGAAAGACCUCCCUGGCCCCUAUCAUCGUCUACGUCAAAAUCUCCUCUCCUAAGGUUCUGCAGAGGCUCAUCAAGUCCAGAGGGAAGUCCCAGGCCAAGCACCUCAACGUCCAGAUGGUCGCUGCAGACAAACUGGCCCAGUGCCCUCCCGAGAUGUUUGACAUCAUCCUGGAUGAAAACCAACUGGAGGAUGCGUGUGAGCACAUGGCUGAUUACCUGGAGGCCUACUGGAAGAGCACCCACCCCGCCAGCUGCAACCCCCCCAAUCCGCUGCUGGCCAAGGUGGCCACGGCCGCCCUGCCCACCAGCCCCGCUCCUGUCUCCAGCAUGCAGGGCAGCGGGGCAGAGCAGAAAGCAGAGGACAAGGCAGGACAAGGUGUAGAGAGGAAGGGCUCCAAGGAGGACCACCACCAUCACCACCACCACAGCCAGCAUCAGAGCCAGGAGCAGCCAGACGGGGAGAGGGAGGAGGAGGAGGAGGAAGAGGAGGAGGAGAGGCCCCUGAGGACAGAGUCUUCCAGAAGACCCCAGCACAUCCACCACCGCUCCUCCUCCCAGCGGACUGAGCAGCACCACAACAACCACCACCACCAUCAUCAUACUGGUGGCGGUGGUAGCCGGGGCAAGGGCCUCUCCCGGGGGGAGACACAGGACUCAGAGACCCCCGAGAGCCGGGAGAGCAGAGAAAGCAGAGACUCAGCCUACAUAGAGCCCCGCACUCACCUCCUGCACCAGGAGGAAGAGGAAGAAGAGUUUGGAGAGGAGGAGUAUGAGGAGGAGGGGCUGGGAGAGGAGGGGCACCCUCAGCAGGGGCGCUACGAGGCUCCGCCUCACCCCAGGGACCACAACCACCAUCACCACCACCACCAUCACCGUGGCGGCACUGGCGAGGAGGCGGACCACGGUACGACAGGACACCACCGCUCCAAGGAGCGCAACGAGCAGGACCACAACGAGCGCAACAAGCCUCGCGGUCACCAGCACCACCAACGACCGGCCCGCGACCACCACCAGUACUAUGACCGGGACAGGGACAGGGACAGGGAAGGGGAGGUGGCCCCCAAAAAGAGGGGCGACACAGGGGACUGGGCCAGAGACCCCUAUAUUCACCAGUGACAGCCCAGCCCCUAGAUCCUAGACCUAGACCCCCUCACACACUGAGACAGUGGUACUGUAGGACUAAUCCCCCUCUUUCCCAAACCAUUCUGUUGUCCCAUCUUGCUGCUAUACUCUUAAGCCCCUGCAUCCCCCGUUUAUGUACGCUUCCUUUGUAAAGCCUGCUGCUCUUAGCAACGGCAGUAUUUUGAUCAUAUAUAGAUAUAGAUAUAUAAAUGUGUGUAUCAAUACAUAGACGUUGUCGUUUAUGUGUGGAUAUGCAUGGAUCUUCUCAAAUAUGCAUAUUUUAAACCUGUGUUUGAUAAAGCAUGACACAACAGCAGAAUUCUCUUCUGUACUGUGCUUUCUGUGAUUAACGUUUUUAAAUUGUAUUUCUAUAUAUUUUAUUUUUUUCUUACUGCCACUUGAACAAUAAUUUGUUAAUUCAGACUACUGUUAGCAGUGACUGACUGAGAAGUGGGAAACCAGGUAAGGUUAAAUGCUAAAUAUUUGCAAUUGUUUUAUUUUUGUUAAAUUCAAAUGUUCCUGUUCUCUUUCUUUUUCCCUCUUUUUCCCCUGCUAAUUCUUGGUGUUUGGUCCGCUGACAUUGGUUCCUCUGGUGUCGAUGCUGCCUCUCCAUUGGGGCACACCUUAGUCUUGCCUUACAAGACAAAAGAAUAGUGACAUGACUUACUGUCUUACAUUACAGUACUGUUGUUCUAUUUAUAAAGGGUCCAGAAACAUUUUAUAACAUUGAUACACACUCUGUUCAGCACUUUUAGCACAGCAUACUGUAGACUGAUUCACAUUGUUGGUGUCAGGUGAACAACGAUUUGAUAUUUUAGGGUACAGUUAUCGGGUCAAACCAAUCCACUCACACACUAGGGGGACUUUUAUCUAUGAUGGUAUGUCUUUUUAAGUUGGACCCUUUUCUAAGGACAGUUCCAUGCACUUAGUACAGUCCAAUUAGCUAUGAAUGUGCAUUAUGAGGUAUUGUGAGAAAUUUGCCAAUUGUCCACUUUUUCUUUUGAAAAUCAAUCAUAACCACUGAAUGAUAUCAACUGGAUGAUAAAGGUAAGCCUUUCUGCUAAGCUACGGUGCUCAAGAGAAGUCGUAAGCCCCAAGUUAUAAUCAGAGCCAUAUAUUUAGAGACGUUUUCUCUCUAAAAAUAUAUAUUUUUUUAAAUAUAUGGCUCUGGUUAUAACCUAGCACAGUUGAGGUUAGGGCCAACUCCUAACUUAGUUCAGGCUGCCCUCUGUAAGGUAAGGGAGUUUAGGGUAUGUGCCCCAAAUUGCACCCUAUUCCCUAUAUAGUGCACUACUUUUGACCAGGGUGCACUGUGUAUGAAAUGGCGUGCCAUUUGGGAUGCACCCCUAGGGUAUUCUGUCCCUCUGUUUACAUUACCACCAACCAACCAGUCCCCUAGAACAAGUCUUAGUUUAUUAAUUUUAUUUUUGCCUCAAAUAUUAUGAUUAUAAUGUACAAUCCAUUUAUAUGCUACUGUAGUAACACUACACAUUUUUAAGAGUGUACAUUUGUAUGUACAUAUGUAUAAAUACAAAAAAUAAACUUGGCAACAAAGGAUUUAUGUAGAGGACAAGAAAA